Molecule: messenger RNA, 5037 nt
Organism: Rubroshorea leprosula
Lineage: Eukaryota; Viridiplantae; Streptophyta; Magnoliopsida; Malvales; Dipterocarpaceae
Source: the annotation of a GenBank genome assembly
AAUUAAUAUCCAAAUGAUAUAUUAUUAUAAGAAUUUUAUUUUCAGCAAGAGAGAGAUGAGAGGUAGAGCGAGAGGGAGAGCAGACGGACAUCGAACACGGAUAGCACGAGCAACACUGAGUUACGGACAUGGGAGAUCACGAGGGAGAAGCAAGCAGAGGAGCUAUCGAUCAGAGGAACAGAGGAGAUUGCAAGGAGGGAAGUCCAAUACUGGGGGAACGUACAACAGGGGGCUGUAUAAACAAGCAACGCCAUACUUCUUCACCAACUUCCCAGAGGAGUGGAGUUAUGCAGAGAUGUGGAUGACUUUCCGCAAAUUUGGAAGGGUAUUAGACAUAUACAGCCCAAAUAGAAGAAGCAAGAAAGGACAGAGAUUCGGAUUUGUGAGAUUCUUGGAUGUGAAGAACAUAAAGGAGCUGGAAAGGAGUCUAGAUCAGAUAUGGGUAGGCAAAUUUAAGCUAUGGGUGAAUAUUCCACGGUUUAGAAACGAUGAACUGAACAGGGAAGAGGAGCAUAGCAAGAUACUAAGAGCGAAACCGAAGAUACAAAAAAGGACGUAUGCAGAAGUGGUGAAGGGACAGUAUGGGAAGGAAGUAGGAGGUGACGCAGAGGCAAAACAGAAAGACAAUGGGAGCAGGAGCCACGAGGGGGGAUAUCAAAAGAAAAUCCGUGCAAUGGGGGGCAAAUUGGUGCUGUUGGAUUGUGAUGAUAAAGAGGAACUGAAAGACUUGGUAGAGAUGGCAUCAGAUUGGUGCCAAGGAGUUCCUCUAAACGUUUGGAAUUCGGAAUUCUUUGCUGAAAUGAGUUAUGCAUGGGGGAAGUUUAUCUGUGUAGAUGAUAGCACCAGCCAAAAGAGGAGAUUCGAUAUUGGCCGAUUCUUAAUAUCAACGUCAAUCAUGGGAACAAUUUCUGUUAGGAGGUCUAUAAGGAUUAAUGGGUCCAUUUACAACAUUAAGUUCACGGAGGAGGAGUUUACCAAUGGCUUCUUUUCUCUGAAACAAGAUUUCUUGCCUACCUUCCAAAGCGACUCAGAAGAACAGGAAUCCUGGAUGAUGGAAAGUGAGGAAGAGGAUUUGGGCUGUGACGGUGCAGAAGAAGUUAGGGGUGAAAUUGGAAGACACAAGGAAGUUGAGGUUGAUGAUGAUGACGUGGCAAGCUACUGGGAGGAGGGCAACGGUAAACCUAUAGCUCAAGCCUUGAGGGGAAGUGAGAUGACAGUUGACAGGGCCCAAAAUAUCAAUUUGAAGAAGGCUCAAAUCACUUUAGAUAAUGGAGAUAUAGGCAGCCAAUGGGAAGCAGGGUCGGUGAACACCAAUAAUGGAGGCCACGAACCAUCUGGAAAGGGGUUUGAUAGGGAAGAGGACAGACAAGCAGAUGGGACAGAAGGAAAUAACGAAGGGAUUUCAAAAAAGAGCAAGAGGAGAAUCAGAUCAUGCAGCUCGGUUUACUCGAAAGAGGGAUUCCCACAACAAGUUCGGCAAGAAGAAAGAGGCCGAAGAGGAAGAAGGCGAGGAUUUGGGGAGAAUAGAGCACAGCCGGGUUUUGUGGCAAGCCCAACAGGAGAAGUUGCUGGGGAGUCCAUUGGAGACAGCUUUAUUCAAAACUGCAACAGAUCAAUCAAGAAGCAGUUGAAGAAAGAGUUGGCUAAAGAGAUAUGGGAAAUAGCGAAGCAGCUGGGAGCUGUGGCCAAAAAUGAAGAAGAAAUAAUUCAAAGGAUUGACGAACUGGAGUGCAGAGACAAUCGGGCAAAAGCUAAUCGUGAUAAGCAUGCAACCGAGCCGAGGGUGGAGGUGUUUAAGAAACAGGAGAUUUUGGAGGGUAAUAAUUUUAUUGGAGUAUACGGGGUCUGGGGGGAGGAGGAGAUGCCAGCUUAUAUUGUAAACAUAUAUUCCCCAUGUACUUUAGCUGGCAAAAGAGUUCUUUGGGAAGAGUUGCAGUGUUUGAUCUGUAACAGGAGGGGAAGAUGGUGCUGGGGAGGGGAUUUUAAUGCCAUUAGAUCAGCAGGGGAACGGCAUGGGAAUAGGGAAAUAACUAGAGAAAUGAGGGAAUUCAACUGUUUUAUUCAUGAAGCUGAAUUGUUAGAUUUACCGUUGGUUGGAAGGAAAUUUACUUGGUAUAAUUCAAAUGGGUUGCAAAUGAGUAGAAUUGACAGAUUCUUGCUUUCAAAUGAAUGGAUACUGAAAUGGAAAGAUGUGAAACAGUUGGGCCUAAGAAGAACAGUGUCAGAUCAUUGUCCUAUUUUACUGAAGAAUGAGAAGGUGGAUUGGGGGCCGAAACCGUUCAAAUUUUUUAAUGUUUGGAUGGAUCAACCAGGAUGCAUAGAAACUAUUAGAAAUUCAUGGAAAUCUUGUGAAGUGAAAGGCAGGUAUGGAUUCAAGUUGAAGGAAAGGCUGAAAUCCACCAAAAAUGCUCUCAAGUUGUGGAGUGGAAGCUCAAUGACAGCAAUUGACAAGAAAAUUUUGGAGGCUGAAGCAGAGAUUGAAGAGUUGGAUAAGAAGGGAGAAAAUGGACUAUUGACCCACACAGACAUAGAAAGAAGGAGAGGGUGCUUUUUAGAUCUAUGGAACAACUUAAAAAUCAAUGAGAGUAUGUGGCAACAGAAAUCUAGGAAAAUGUGGCUCAAAGAAGGGGAUGCAAACACCAAGUACUUUCAUAGAAGUGUAAAUGGAAGAAGAAGAAGAAAUGAAAUUUGUAGUAUUUUGGUUAAUGGAAAGCAACUCACUGGAGUGGCAGAAAUAAAGGAAGGGGUGGCAGAAUACUUCCAGAACCUAUUCACAGAAGAGGUAUGGCAGCGACCCAAACUUGAUGGAAUAGGGUUUAAACAGAUAUCCCAAGUAGAUAAUGAGCUCCUCAUAGCUCCUUUCUCUGAAGAGGAAAUUAGGAAAGUCAUUUGGGAGUGUGACUCCUCUAAAGCCCCAGGCCCGGACGGCUUCAAUUUUAGAUUUAUGAAAUCCAUGUGGGAUGACAUUAAAACCGAGGUGAUCGGAUUUGUAAAGGAAUUCCAAGAACAGGGCAGAUUAGCAAGAGGGUCUAAUGCCUCCUUCAUUGUGUUGAUCCCUAAAACCGAGAAUCCUCAACGAAUUGAAGAAUAUAGACCCAUAUCCCUCAUUGGUGUCAUGUAUAAGGUGAUUGCAAAAUUAUUGGCAAGCCGCCUCUGCAAAGUGCUUCAUAAGAUCAUCAGGGAACAACAGAUGGCAUUUAUCAAGGGAAGACAAUUGGUAGAUGGAGUAGUCAUUGCAAACGAAGACAAGGUGUGCUGGAACUUUAUUGAUUAUAUGCUAGACCGAAUGGCCUUUAGUGCUACUUGGAGGAGGUGGAUCCAAGAAUGCUUGAAAUCGAGCAUGGUUUCAAUUCUAAUCAAUGGGAGUCCAACACGUCAAUUUCCGGUCACAAAAGGCAUCCGACAAGGCGACCCUUUAUCCCCCUUUUUAUUCCUAAUUGUGGCAGAGGGUCUAAAUGGAUUGAUGACAGCAGCUGUUGACAAAGAGCUGUAUAAGGGUGUGGAGGUCGGAAAGGAUGCAGUAUCAGUCACUCACUUGCAAUUUGUGGAUGACACCAUUUUCUUUGGGGAGGCCACAGAGCAAAAUGUAUGGACGAUUAAGUGUAUUUUGAGGACAUUCGAAAUGGCGGCAGGACUGAAAAUAAACUUCGGAAAAUGUCAGCUAAUGGGCAUAGGGGUGGACGACGAUUGGAGAAACAAAAUGGCCUAUAGACUAGGCUGUAAAGAAGGAGAAUUCCCGAUCAAAUACCUGGGGAUUCCCAUUGGGGGGAACCAUAGAAGGCUUAAGAUGUGGCAGCCAUUGCUUGAUUCGGUUAUGAAGAAAUUGUCGAGUUGGAAAGGGCGGUAUCUCUCCCAAGGUGGUAGAAUUACACUUAUCAACUCAGUGUUGUCCAGUCUCCCCGUGUUCUUGAUGUCCGUCUACUUGAUCCCAAAAGGUACGCUUAAUUCAAUUGAUAAAAUUCGUAGGAAUUUUUUAUGGGGGGGAGAGGGAGUGGAGAGGAAAAUUAAUUGGGUUAAGUGGGAUAUGAUUUGCAAAGAUAAGGAGUACGGGGGGCUAGGUGUGAAAGAUUUAAAGAAGUUUAAUCUAGCGCUAAUGGGGAAAUGGUGGGGCCGGUUAGCAUCAGAAGAAGAGGGACUAUGGAAAAGAGUCAUUAGAGGAAAAUAUGGCGGGGGAGGGGGGCAUUGGCAGAAUUGGGUGAGAAAUGGAAUUGAGGGGGGAUCUCAAUGGUGGAGAGACGUCCAGAGGAUUAACAACCCUGAGAGGGACAAUGCAGGGUGGUUAGCAGAGGGGUUUAGAUUAAAGAUGGGGGAGGGUAAAGAGGUGAGCUUCUGGUGGGAUGAGUGGUGUGGGGGGCGCUGUCUUGCUAAUUCAUUUCCUAGAUUAUAUUUGUUAUCAACAGAUAAGGAGAAAAAAUGCUGCCAAAUGGGGAGAGAGCUUAAUGGAACAUGGGAAUGGAAUUUAAAGUGGAGAAGAAGACUGAUGGAAUGGGAAGAGGAGUCGGCCUUGGAGCUAUCAAACUUGAUCGAGGAAGUGAAAAUACAACCAGGACUUGCAGACAAAUGGGAGUGGGUACACAAGAGGGACGACAAAUACUCAUCUUCAUCAGCUUAUUCAUUGCUGCCAAAUGCCCAUCAUAAUCCAAAUGGAAAAUGCUUUAAAAGAAUCUGGAAUCAUAUUAUUCCUAGCAAAAUUGCAGCAUUUAACUGGAGAGUUGUGCUUGAUAAAAUACCAACCAAAAAGAACUUGUUGAAAAGAGGAAUUGACAGUGUGAGGGAUGAUGUGAAGUGCAGGCUCUACGAGGAGGAAGAUGAAGACUCAGCCCACCUGUUUCUGAGAUGCAAAGUAGCGAAAUGUAUUUGGAAGGAGUGUGCUAAAUGGUAAGGGAUUUCUUUAAGGAUGGAGACGGACUGCUGGAAAACUUUCGACCACCUUGAGGCAUGGACCAAGGAUAAUCGGCUCAAAAAUGGAUGGGAUUGCAUCUGGAGUGCAGUGAUCUGGUCAAUUUGGCUACUGCGGAAUAGAAAGAUAUUUCAAGG